Messenger RNA from Equus quagga, 2154 nucleotides. RefSeq names its product zinc finger protein 34 (gene ZNF34). Gene Ontology annotation, molecular function: RNA polymerase II cis-regulatory region sequence-specific DNA binding; DNA-binding transcription factor activity, RNA polymerase II-specific. NCBI's taxonomy places the organism in Eukaryota, Metazoa, Chordata, Mammalia, Perissodactyla, Equidae. The record is from RefSeq and is a predicted model, not a curated record. The transcript is spliced from 5 exons. Gene Ontology annotation, biological process: regulation of transcription by RNA polymerase II. The coding region runs from base 115 to 2004 and encodes 629 amino acids.
GGCGGGGCUGAUUGGGUAGGCGGGGCCUGGUCGCGCGGCAGUUCCUCUGCGGCGCUGAGCACCUGAGUGACUGGCUCCUGCCUACCACCCCGCGGAAGUCCAGGGUACUAGGCGAUGGCGGCUUUGCACCUGUCUGCCCCACCCCAGGCCGAGCUGACCUUUGAGGAUGUGGCUGUGCUCCUCUCUCAGGAGGAGUGGGGCCUUCUGGACCCUGCUCAGAGGGGCCUCUACAGGGACGUGAUGCUGGAGACCUACAGGAACCUGGUCUCCCUGGGAGCUGGGCCUGCAGGUCCCAAGCCUGGAGUGAUCACACAGCUGGAGCGAGGGAAUGAGCCAUGGGUCCUGGACACACAGGGCGUCGAGGGGAGAGAGCGACAGAAAGUUGAUGGCUCAGCUCAUGAGACCAGGACUGAGUACAAGGAGUUGACUUCAGGGAAGAUGCUUGAUGGUGGAGAACUGGGCCGACUCAGGCAGACUGUUCCCCAAGGACCUGAGCCAAGAGAGGAAUGUGAGCGUGCCGGGGAGCCGGAAGAGUGCGUGGACAAGCCUGUGGCACAGAGAGGCCCCAGGCCAGUCACACUGACCAAUGAUGCAAGUGGCCAGGAGUCUGGGGGAAGCCUCACAUUGGAGUCAAGCCCUGUUCCUGAUCAGAGACCUCACAAGUGUGACAUAUGUGAACAAAGUUUUGAACAGAGAUCAUACCUCAAUAACCAUAAGCGUGUACACAGGUCAAAAAAACCAAAUACAGUUCAUGAUUCUGGGGAAAUCUUCAGUGCAAAUUUAGUUGUUAAAGAAGAUCAGAAAAUUCCCAUUGGGAAAAGAUUGCAUUAUUGUGGUUACUGUGGGAAAGCCUUCAGGUACAGUGCUAACCUUGUCAAGCACCAGCGGCUUCACAGUGAAGAGAAACCCUACAAGUGUGAUGAGUGUGGGAAAGCCUUCAGCCAGAGCUGCGAGUUCAUCAAUCACCGGAGGAUGCACUCAGGGGAGAUCCCCUACCGGUGUGAUGAGUGUGGGAAGACAUUUAAUCGGAGGCCCAACCUCAUGAAGCAUCAGAGGAUCCACACUGGGGAGAAGCCCUACAAGUGUGGCGAGUGUGGGAAACACUUCAGCGCCUAUUCUUCCCUUAUAUAUCACCAGAGGAUCCACACUGGAGAGAAACCCUAUAAGUGCAACGACUGUGGGAAAGCCUUCAGUGACAGCUCAAUCCUCAUCCGACAUCGUCGGACUCACACUGGAGAGAAGCCAUUUGAGUGUAAAGAAUGCGGCAAAGGCUUUACCCAAAGUUCUAACCUUAUCCAACAUCAAAGAAUUCACACUGGAGAGAAACCGUAUAAAUGUAACGAAUGUGAGAAAGCCUUCAUCCAAAAAACCAAACUUGUUGAACAUCAGAGGAGCCAUACUGGAGAGAAGCCCUAUGAAUGUAAUGACUGUGGCAAAGUCUUCAGCCAGAGCACACACCUCAUCCAACAUCAGAGGAUCCACACAGGAGAGAAGCCCUACAAGUGUGGUGAGUGUGGGAAGGCCUUCCACAACAGUUCCAGACUCAUCCACCACCAAAGGUCACACCAUGGAGAGAAGCCGUACAAAUGCAGUGAUUGCAAGAAAGCCUUCAGCCAGGGCGCUUACCUCAUCCAGCACCGGAGGAUCCACACGGGGGAGAAGCCCUACAAGUGUGGCGAGUGUGGCAAGGCCUUCCGGCACAGUUCCAACAUGUUCCAGCAUCAGAGGAUCCACACUGGGGAGAAGCCCUACAAGUGUGGCGAGUGUGGGAAACACUUCAGCGCCUACCCUUCCCUUAUAUAUCACCAAAGGAUCCACACUGGAGAGAAACCCUAUAAAUGCAACGACUGUGGGAAAGCCUUCAGUGACAGCUCAAUCCUCAUCCGACAUCGUCGGACUCACACUGGAGAGAAGCCAUUUGAGUGUAAAGAAUGCGGCAAAGGCUUUACCCAAAGUUUUAACCUUAUCCAACAUCAAAGAAUUCACACUGGAGAGACCCUGUAAAUGUAACGAAUGUGAGAAAGCGUUCAUCCAAAAACCAAACUUGUUCAACAUCCGAGGAGCCACACAGGGGAGAAGCCCUGCAAGCAUGGCAAGCGUAGGAAGGCGUUCCAGCACAGUCCACUGUGUUCCUGCAUCAGAGGAUCCAUAGCA